Messenger RNA from Symbiodinium pilosum, 5202 nucleotides. Lineage: Eukaryota; Dinophyceae; Suessiales; Symbiodiniaceae. The record is from the annotation of a GenBank genome assembly.
AUGACUACCUGCAUAAGCGCCAUCGAGGUUAACGAUAUCCGCUUCCCAACCUCGCGCUUCCUGCACGGCUCAGACGCCAUGAAUCCUGAUCCCGACUAUUCCGCCGCUUACUGCACCAUCAGAACAUCAGACGACACGCUCUAUGGAUGUGGACUUACCUUCACCAUUGGACGUGGUACAGAAUUAUGUGUGGCCGCAAUUCAGGCGUUAGCACCCAGAGUUAUCGGCCUUAAACUGGACGACAUCGAAGCAGACCUCGCGGGAUUCUGGAGGUCAAUUGUAGGUGACAGCCAGCUGCGAUGGCUGGGGCCCGAAAAAGGUGUUGUGCAUCUGGCUGCGGCAGCUGUGGUCAACGGAGUCUGGGACUUACUCGCAAAACGCGCGGACAAACCUCUGUGGCGCUACCUGACCGAUAUGUCGCCGGAACAGUUGGUCAGUGCCGUCGACUUUACCAACAUCCGCGAUGUUAUGGACGCUGAUCGAGCACUGGAUAUUCUCAAGCAACAAUUGCCGCAUAAAGAGGCACGUAUCCAAGAACUUGCCAGAAUAGGUCACCCUGCCUACACAACUUCAGCGGGGUGGCUUGGCUAUCCUGAUGAGCAGAUAGAAAAACUCGCACGGCAGGCAGCGGCUGAAGGGUGGCGAGCCAUUAAAAUUAAGGUUGGCCGGGACCUACAGGACGAUAUUCGCCGCUGCGCUCUGAUCAGGAAAAUACUGGGCGACGACCUGCUACUCAUGAUCGAUGCCAAUCAGGUCUGGGAAGUAGACCAGGCCAUUGACUGGGUUAAUACGUUGGCACCCUACAAACCACAUUGGAUCGAAGAACCGAUAAAUCCUGACGACAUCCUCGGCCACGCAAGAAUCAAACAAGCCGUCGCACCGAUAAAAGUUGCCACUGGGGAACACUGCCACAAUCGGAUCAUGUUCAAACAAUUUCUGCAGGCGGACGCCAUCGACUUUGUACAGAUUGACGCUUGCCGCCUGGGCGGAGUCAAUGAAGUACUUGCCGUCCUCCUGAUGGCGGCAGCCUAUGACAAACCCGUCUGCCCACAUGCAGGCGGGGUCGGCCUAUGCGAAUACGUUCAACACCUUUCAUACUUUGACACUAUUGCCAUAUCGGGCGGCAACAACGGACAGAUGAUUGAACAUGCCGGCCAUCUUCACGAGCAUUUCAUUGAUCCAAUCAGGAUCAGCAACGGGCACUACGUAAUGCCGGAGUUGCCUGGCUACAGCGUUGAAAUGCACGCGGAAAGUAUUCGGACAUACGAAUUUCCAAACGGGAGCGACUAUGGCUGGCUGUCACCUGCUGACAAGGUGUUGUACCGCGACUAUCUGCCUCCGGACCUUACACCAAUGCUUACGACACAUCAGAUUGAUGCAAGCAUUGUUGUGCAGGCGGCACCCACUGUUGAUGAGAGCAGAUUUCUCUUAAAACUCGCAGAAGCUUCAAACACCAUAGCGGGCGUAGUGGGUUGGGUUGAUAUGACCUCUGCAGAAGCAGUAAACGACUUGGAAGCGCUUUCAGAACACACCGCUUUUCUAGGCAUAAGGCCGAUGAUUCAAGACAUCGAGGACAGGGAUUGGAUGCUCAGCGAUGUUUUGCACCCAUCUUUUAAGAAGCUGCAAUCUCUGCAACUCACGUUCGAUGCUUUGGUGACGCCGGUUCAUUUGAGUUAUCUGCUUGAGUUAUUGCACCGCUAUCCCGAUAUGAAAACAGUGAUUGAUCAUGGCGCCAAGCCGGAUAUCGCAGCUGGCAACUUUCAGCUCUGGACUAAGGAUAUGAAACUGAUCGCAGAACAGACGAACGCCUACUGCAAGGUAUCCGGCUUGAUUACUGAGGCUGGCCCAAAGUGGUGCGACGAAGAUAUCUAUCCCGUUAUGGACCAGCUCUACAACUGGUUUGGUCCGCGCAGACUGAUCUGGGGCAGCGACUGGCCGGUGCUGAAUCUUGCAGGUAAUUACGAUCGCUGGUGGCGCUGCAUGAGCCAUUGGCUCGAACAAUUUCCACAGGAGGAGAGAAAACCAUCAAUGACAAAGCGAUUACAGGAUAAAACAGCUUUGGUCACAGCGGCGGGACAGGGUAUUGGCCGCGCAACCGCGGCAGCCUUUCAUGCCAACGGCGCCUGCGUCAUCGCAACGGAUAUCAACCCGGAACUGCUUGCAGCGCUGCAGAAUGAAUUUCCGGACAUGCGUUGCGAGCAAAUGGAUGUAACCAGCAGCGUCGACAUUUCCGCAGUUGCCUCGAAAUAUCCGGAUAUCGAUAUAUUGUUCAACUGUGCAGGGUUCGUAGAUCACGGCAGCUUGCUAGAAACAGAAGAAGACGCGCUGUCUCGCUCGUUCGAUCUCAAUGUGAUUUCCAUGUAUCGCACUAUCAAACAAUGGCUACCCAACAUGCUCUCAAAGGGGCGUGGGUCAAUUGUCAAUAUGUCCUCGGUGGCUUCUUCAGUUAGCGGCGUACCUGAUCGAUUUAUCUACGGCACAACCAAGGCAGCCGUGAUUGGCUUAACUAGAUCGAUUGCCGCUGAUUUUGUACAACAUGGUGUGCGCUGCAAUGCAAUUUGCCCCGGUACCGUAGAAACCCCGUCUCUGCAUGAGCGCAUACAGCAAUUCGACGACCCCGAAACUGCUCGUCAAAACUUCAUCAGCAGACAGCCUAUGGGGAGACUCGGUACGCCAGCAGAAAUUGCUGCACUGGCAGUUUACCUCGCCAGCGACGAAGCCAGCUUCACAACAGGCACCACCCACGUCAUCGACGGUGGCGUCAUCGCAGCGGACAAUAGUCUGGUUGAUUUAAGUUCCGUAAUCAGCGACAUCUCUGGCGAAACGCUUUCCGACAACAGCAUCGCAUUGAUAAGCGCACUGGAUCUCAAUAGCUUGCCUCGUUUCGACGAAGGCACUCGUAUUGGGCCCUGCGUGGCUAACGUAGGCAAGUUCAUCUGCAUCGGUCUUAACUAUUCUGACCAUGCCAGAGAAACCGGGGUUGAGCCGCCUGCAGAACCUGUGGUCUUCAUGAAAGCCACCAGCGCAAUUUGUGGGCCCUACGACGACAUCAUUAUUCCUCGAAAUUCGGAAAAAACCGAUUGGGAAGUGGAACUCGGCGUUGUUAUCGGCCUAGAAGCACGCCAUGUGCGACCUGAAUCUGCAUAUCAGCACGUCGCAGGAUAUACGGUCAUCAACGAUCUUUCUGAACGCGCGUUCCAACUGGAGGGAACCGGCCAGUGGGUGAAAGGAAAGAGCGCAGAUACCUUUGGGCCAAUUGGACCGUGGCUGGUAACCCGGGACGAAAUAUCCGACCCGCACAAUCUGGCCAUAUGGUUAGACGUGGACGGCCAUAGAUAUCAGGACGGUUCAACCAACACCAUGAUUUUUCAGGUGCCCUAUCUCAUCAGCUAUCUAUCACAAUUCAUGAGUCUGCAACCUGGUGACAUUAUUUCAACCGGUACACCGCCAGGCGUUGGGCUGGGUCAGAAACCCGAGCCGAUUUACCUGAAACCUGCUCAAACAAUUCGCUUGGGCAUUGAAUCUCUCGGCACCCAGGAACAGCGAACCGUUUUGGACGUAGAUGUUUAUCACACCAAUGCAGCAAAAUUCUGCCCGGAACCAAACUCUCCGGAAAAAUGGGUCUCCGCUGCAGCAGCGGCUGGCGCACGCUAUGCGAUAUUGACAACCAGACAUCACGACGGCUUCAGCAUGUGGCCAACAUCCUGCUCAGACUACUCCAUUCGUAUGGGUGGGUAUCAGGGCGACCCUGUUGGGGAGUUUGUCGAAGCGUGUCGAAAAUACAACAUGCGCGUGGGGUUCUACUAUUCUCUGCCAGACUGGAAACAUCCAGACUAUCCAGCAUUCACAGAAGCGCAUAAACCUUAUAAAUUUGGUCAAUAUCCCGCGGCGACCAACGAGCAAUGGCAGCGAUACAUCAUCUACCUGAAAACACAGCUAACGGAACUGCUAAGCAACUAUGGUGAAAUUGAUAUCAUCUGGUUUGAUGGCGGCUGGGAACACAGCCAGGAAGACUGGCAUUGCGGCGAACUUGAGCAGUUGAUUCACGAUUUACAGCCGAACAUCCUUAUCAACGAUCGGCUACCCGGAUACGGCGACUAUGCAACCCCGGAGCAGUUUAUCCCACCCACACCACCUGAAGGUGAAUGGGAAACCUGCCUAACGAUGAACGAUAGCUGGGGAUUUAACUGCGAAGACACUAACUACAAAUCGUCCACCGACUUGAUUCAAACCCUGUGCGAAGUGCGAGGGCGUGGCGGAAACCUGCUGCUGAACGUAGGCCCGGACGGCCAGGGGGUUAGAACAGCCCUGUUCAACGAGUUACUUUCCACUGUGCCCGACGGUGUUGAUAUCGAGCAAUUUGCCGCGGAUGCUGAUCUUGCUCGCAGAGAAGGUUGCAUCGCCCACGAGAGUGAUUUCGUUGAUGGCGUGGUAGAUAUCGGCGCACCUAUUUUUGAUGCCACACACCCGGGCGCUAUCGCCAGCCUUACCGUGCCGUUCAUGAAACUCAAAAAUUCGAUGAUCAACAUUGAAGCUGCCAUCGAAAAGACCUUGCAGGAACUGCGACGUGCUUACGAUCAAGUUCUAACUAGUAGCGACAAUGGCGAGGCCAGCGAUCGGUACCUCGGCGGUAAAACGCGCCAGAUUGUGUUCCCGGAGAAGGCCCAUCCACUUUUUGCAGCUAACAAGGCACUUGAAACGGGUAAGCAAAUAGCCGCUCGUUUAAGAGACUGGGAGGAACCUGCUUUUUUCUACUCUCAGUUGCUAUACAAACCACCCGGCCACCCGCACGAAACACCCUGGCAUCAGGAUGAUGCCUACGGGGCCAUGCCGUUUACACCUGCAGGCACACCGUUAGGGCACGCGAGCUUGCAAUUCUGGUUAGCCAUCGAUGAUGCCGACGAAGACAAUGGGUGUAUGCACUUUCACCCAUCACCAAAGCACGACACUCUUCUUCCGCAUUGCGUCACGGAUGGCGAUCCGGAAGAUGAAAAUCGCCUGCUGGGUUUGAUUGAUCCAGGAUUGCAUAUCGAUAACAGUAAGGUCGUCCCCUGUCCGAUCAAAGCGGGCGGCGCGACGAUACACGAUUCUGGGACACUGCACUUCACAACUGCCAAUCACUCGGAUCGACCACGACGAGCCUAUAUUUUCAAUUUUGCAGACCCAGACAUGGUCAAACGUUAUAAAGCCUCAACCAGCUGA